Molecule: messenger RNA, 3630 nt
Organism: Capsaspora owczarzaki ATCC 30864
Lineage: Eukaryota; Filasterea; Ministeriida; Capsasporidae
Product: UV-damaged DNA binding protein
Exons: 10
Coding region: 60-3530 (1156 amino acids)
Cellular component (GO): nucleus
Molecular function (GO): protein binding; nucleic acid binding
Source: RefSeq, a predicted model, not a curated record
UCUCAGUCUCUUAUUUUUUGCUGUUUUUCGGCUCGACUCCAGCAACACACAAACCAAGCAUGAUGGACACGAGCGAGACCUCAACCAGUGCGCCAGCGACUGCUGCGUCGUCGGCCAAAGCGGUCGAGCUGUCGCCGUUCAACUACAUUGUGACUGCGCAUCCGCCGUCCGUCGUGACGCACGUCGUCACUGGCAACUUUACUGCGCCGCACGAGCGCAACCUGAUCAUUGCGAAGUCGACGCGCAUUGAAAUCCACACCAUUGCCGCAGACGGCAUCCACGGACUGCUCGAUGCCGGCAUGUACGGCCGAAUCGCCAUCAUGCAGCUGUUCCGACCACCGAAUGCACAACAAGAUUUACUCUUCAUUUGCACCGAGCGAUAUGCAUUCACCGUUCUGGCAUACGAUGCGCAAACGGGCGAGCUUGUUACAAAAGCAAACGGCGAUCUUCAGGACAAGAGUGGAAACCCUGCUGAUCUCGGGCCCAUUGGAGUCAUUGAUCCAGACUGUCGUCUCAUUGGCCUGCGUCUCUACAAUGGCAUGUUCAAAGUCAUUCCGAUCGACCCUCACGGCCAAUUCAAGGACGCCUUCAACAUUCGGCUGGAAGAGCUCCAAGUUUUCGACAUUAAGUUUCUGCGCGGCUACGAUCGCCCAACAAUCCUCGUGCUGUAUCAGGACACCAAGGAGACGCGCCAUGUGAAGACAUACCAGGUGUUGUUGAAGGAAAAGGAGUUUGCCGAAGGACCCUGGGCUCAAAACAACGUUGAGGGAGGCGCUUCUUUGCUCAUCCCAGUUCUCAUGCCUUUGGGAGGCGUGUUGAUUGUUGGCGAGCAAACCAUCACGUACCACUCUGGUAGCGCCUUCCGCUCUGUGGCCAUGCGUCCUGCCAUCAUCAAGUGCUACUCGGUGAUUGACACCAACAGGUUUUUGCUUGCCGACUCUGAGGGCAAUCUCCUCUCAGUGCUUCUGACGCACGACCGGCAAGACAAAGUCACAGCCAUCAAGAUUGACCGUUUGGGUGUCACCUCCAUUCUUUCGUGCUUGACUUACCUUGACAAUGGCGUGGUAUUUGGUGGCUCUCAAUUUGGCGACUCUCAAUUGCUGCGUCUUGCCACUGAGCGCGACGAGACCGGGUCGUUUGUUCGGGUUUUGGAGUCGUUCAGCAAUCUUGGCCCGAUUUGUGACAUGGCUGUCGUGGAUCUCGAGAGGCAAGGCCAGUGCCAGGUCGUUACGUGCUCUGGUGCCUUCAAGGACGGCUCGCUCCGUGUUGUGCGAAACGGCGUUGGUAUUGAAGAGCAGGCCACCAUUGAGCUGCCCGGCAUCAAGGGCAUUUGGUCUUUGAAGCCGACGGAAGCUGCACUCUAUCGUUCGAUUCUUGUCGUGUCAUUCAUUGGAGAAACGCGCUUGCUCGGCAUGUCGUCAGGCGAGGAACUCGAGGAGAUGCAAAUCCCAGGCCUCGACCAAAACAGCCAAACCUUGCACUGUGCCAAUGUCAGCGGUGACCAAUUUUUGCAAGUCACGGCCACUGAGGUGCGUCUGGUGAACUGCUCCACUCAGGCGCUCGUUGCGAGCUGGUCCCCUGCCAGCGUCCCGGAUAGGUACGCCCCCGGCACGCGCAUUACCAUGGCGAGCAGCAACGACUUUCAAGUGCUGGUAGCUUGCGGAGGCGGCCAUCUCGUGUGCCUCUCUGUCGAAGCUUCCGGCAACCUUGUGCCAAUCGGCCACGCUCGAAUGGACCACGAAAUUGCUUGUGUCGACAUUACACCCAUCGGUGGUCAACCUCUGUCGCAAGUCUGUGCCGUGGGCUUGUGGACGGACAUUACAGUCCGCGUGCUCAGCGUUCCCACCCUGGAGCAAGUGCUCGUGCAACCCCUCGAAGGCCAGAUCAUCCCGCGCUCCAUUCUUAUGGCCACGUUCGAAGGUCAACCCCGCCUGUUGUGCGCGCUCGGUGAUGGCAGCAUGCACACCUACUCGUUCGAUGUGCUAUCGCAGCAGCUGACCGACCACAAGCGUGUUUCCCUCGGGACGCAGCCCAUUUUGCUCUCUGCGUUUGUUUCGCGUGGGCAAACCCACGUUUUCGCGUGCUCCGACCGACCCACCGUCAUCUACUCGAGCAAUCGCAAGCUGCUGUACUCGAAUGUGAAUCUGCGCGAAGUGACGCACGUCUGCCCAUUCACCUCUGAAAGCUUUGCCGACUGUCUCGCGGUCGUGUCGAGCACCUCUCUCACCAUUGGAACCAUUGAUGAAAUCCAAAAGUUGCACGUCCGCGCCAUUCCGCUUGGCGAAAUGCCUCGGCGCAUUGCGUACCACGAGCCCACUCGCACCUACGGUGUCGCCACCGUGACCCUUGCUGAGCCGCUUCCUGUUGGCUCCAAUUCUGGCAACGUCGCCGCCCGCGCGCAAAACGUGCGUCCGAUGGCUUUUGAUGAUGGGCCCCGUAGUCCGUCGGAUGUCUUGGAGGACACCAGCUUUGUCCGCUUGUUUGACGGGCAGACGUUUGAAAUCCGCGACUCGUUCCAGCUUCCUUCGACGGAAACCAUCAUGAGCUUCAUCUCGUGCUCGUUUGCCAACGACUCGUCGGACUCGACCGUCUACCUUGUAGUUGGCACGGCGUUUGUCAUUCCGUCCGAAGACGAGCCCAAACGCGGCCGCAUCCUCGUGUUUGACGUGGCGGGGGGCGCGCUGCACCUUGUUACCGCCAAGGAUGUCAAAGGUUGUGUGUACUCGCUGAAUGCGUUCAACGGCAAACUGCUCGCAGGCAUCAACAGCAAGGUCAACUUGUUCAAGUGGAAUCUCACUGGCGACGGCAUCCGUGAGCUUGUCUCCGAGUGCAGUCAUCAUGGCCACAUUCUCACACUGUACCUCAAGUCUCGCGGUGAUUUCAUCAUUGUCGGUGAUCUGAUGCGAUCGAUUUCGCUUCUGAUGUACAAGUCUGGCACGAGCUCGAUUGAAGAGAUUGCGCAAGACACGUGUCCAAAUUGGGUGACUGCGGUGGACAUGCUCGACGACGACGUCUUCAUUGGUGGCGAGUCGUCCUUUAACAUUUUCACGUGCCGCCGAAACUUGGAAGCGUCCACCGACGAGGAGCGCAAGCGCCUCGAGGUUGUGGGCGAGUUUCACGUGGGCGAGUUUAUCAACCAAUUCCGCGCUGGCUCGCUUGUCAUGAAGCUCCCUGACGAGCAGGAGCAGCCAAUCCAACCGUCCACGCUUUUUGGCACAGGCAACGGAGUCAUUGGCGUCAUUGCUCGGCUGACCCGUUCUCAGUACGAGUUCCUUCAACUCGUUCAGGCUGCCAUGGCCAAAGUGAUCAAGGGAGUUGGAGGCCUGAACCAUAGCGCGUGGCGUUCGUUCUGCAACGAGCGGCGCCUGACGGAAGCAAAAGGAUUCAUUGAUGGCGAUUUGAUUGAAUGUUUCUUGGACCUCCCACGCGACAAGAUGCAAGUGGUUGUCACAGGCCUCGUUCGAGACGGCCAACCCGUCAGUGUGGAUGAUCUUCUCAAGUACGUGGAAGAGCUUGCUCGGAUUCAUUGAGCAGUUCGUGGUUUUUGCUUUGUUAACUCUCGAUCAAAUCCAAAAAUGCAACAUGUGCGAGCUCCCUGUUUUUGAUUUCAAAUAAACAAUUCAACAAUCA